Messenger RNA from Aethalodelphis obliquidens (Pacific white-sided dolphin), 4134 nucleotides. RefSeq names its product TOG array regulator of axonemal microtubules 2 (gene TOGARAM2). Gene Ontology annotation, biological process: microtubule cytoskeleton organization. Gene Ontology annotation, cellular component: cilium; cytoplasmic microtubule. The record is from RefSeq and is a predicted model, not a curated record. Gene Ontology annotation, molecular function: microtubule binding. Lineage: Eukaryota; Metazoa; Chordata; Mammalia; Artiodactyla; Delphinidae.
GGCACCUAGGGAAGUCAUGAGGGGGUGGGGAUCUUCCUCGGGUACUCCCAGGGGCUCCGCCUGGGGGAUGUAGCUGGGCUGCCGGGCUUUUCCAUCCGGGCCAGGCUGUCUGUGGGCCCUCCCUGCUCAGCCGUCCGUCGGGGGCCUCCCUGGCCUGACUAUGGCCUCCUCAGCGUGAGCUUUGCCUCCACUCUCGAGCUGGUGGGCUGGCCGAGGGGCUGAGCGUGGUCUUCUGUGGUGGGAAGAUGGAGAUGGGCAGAGGAUACAGGAGUGGGGCCUCCAGGAGCACCGACUGGCCCCGUUUCCUCAGCUGACAGGGCAGGAGAGUGGGAACGGUGUGGCCAGCUGUGUGGCGGGAGACUGGGUCCCAGGCCUGGCGCUGCCACUGGGAGCCAGCUGUGUGGGCCUCAGUCUCCUCUGCAGAGUGAGGGGAUCAGAGGUCCUGCCCUGGAGAGAAUGGGUGCUUGUGAGGGGGAGGGCCACUUCUCCCUGGAGGGCUUGGAGCAGGGGUCUGGAGACCCCUUGGGAGGAGUGUGGAGAAUCGGGAAUGCCUGAGCAGUUCAGGAAACAGGCCGCGGUGCUCAGGGAGGGCACCUGGGGAGCCCGUGAAGGAGGCUGAGAAGGUAUAAUUGGGGGAGGGGUUUGGAGCCAAGCUGGGGGUAGAAGUCAGGCCGAGAGGGCGGGGAAGACUGGGCUCUGGUGGGGAUCAUGGUGCCCUGGCUGGCUGGAAUUGGGAUGGCAAGCCCCCACCUGAGGGCCAGGCUCUGCUUUGGGGGACAGGCUGCAGAGAGCCCGGGGCAGUCUGUCCUCAGUCCUGGCCUCAGUGGACUCUAAGAUGCCGCUCUCCCUAUGUUUCUGUCCCCUGGCAAGGUUCUGGCUCCGCUGGCCGUGUACUGUGGGAGCAUCUCUUGGACCAGUGCUGCACUCCCGGGGGGAAGCAGUGACUCCAGCCCAAAGACUUUUGGAAAAGCCUCCCUCCGGCCAGUGCUGAGCGUCCUGCUAGAGAAGCCGUCGCAGCUCUUGAGUGGAUGUGGGGAGCCUGGCAGCCUCAAGCUGGGUGCUUCCCUGAAGGGCUGGCAGGCCAGGAAUGGCCAUCCCAGGAAGCCCGGGGCCCUGUCACUGGGCCCCCAGCCCCUGGUGCCACUUCCUUCGCUGGAGUCGGAGGCCAACCGUGUGGCCCGGGACACCACUCAGAUUAAGGACAAGCUCAAGACAAGGAGGUUCUUGGAGGGCUUGGCAGCAUCUCCCCGAGCCUCUCUGGAUCCUGGGGGAGCCCCCAAAGGAGUUCCCCUGAGGACCGCCAUUCCCCGGGCUGCCUCUCAGAGGCUGCUGAGGGUGCCCAGGCCGAUGACUCCCAUCCAGAGCCUCCCCACCACCCCGGAGGCCAGCGGAACCAAGGACAAAGGCCUGGACCCACCCAGGAGCCAUCAGGGACCCCAGGAGCUGAGACCCGGUGCCCAGGAGGCACAGGUGUCCCAGCAGUACCUGCACUGCAGUGACGAGAAGAUGCACAAGUCCCUGGCGGGCAUUGUGAUCCCGCCCAUCCCAAAGGACAAGGUGCCCGCCGGGACCUCCUCCUGCACGCCUGGCUCCCUUCCCAGCCUCUUGCCUCCAGGCCAGGACAUCCUCAUGGGCCUGAGGCCUGCCACCACACGAUUGGUUGGGGAGAGUGGGCCUUGGGAGAAGACCCCCGGAUCUCUGGAGCCAAAACCUUUGGUCCUGCCCAUCAGAGACAGGUCUGCUGCCCCUGAGAAGCCUGCCCUGCCUUCCUCUCAGUCUGCUCCUAUUCUGACAGCCUUCUCCUUCAGCCACACCAAAGAAACCCAGCCCUUGCUAAAAGAAGAGGACCAGAAGGAGAGUGGCACCAAGUUUGCCUUGAUCUUGUACCGGAUCCAGGUCACCAUUGCCAGGUCUGCCCAGGAGAAGAUGCGGCUGAAGCAGAUGAAGGAGAUGGAGUUGGCCCGGAGAGUGAAGGAGCCGGAGAGGGAGAGGGGGAGGGAGCUCGCUUCCCAGAGCCUGGGCUCCCGGAGGACCUUGAUGAAGGAAGGCCUCCUUACCCUCCGGGGCAGUGGGACCCUCUCUGUGCCCACUGGGCUGAGCAGCCCCUGCAGAAACAACACUGGCGUCGUCCUGAGGAAGCGGGCCGACAGGGCCUCACUGCCCAGCAUCCCUGAGAAGCAGGAACUCAGCUUUGCCCGCCGUGCUUCAGCUCACUCCUUACCUGCGGUGCUUACUUUGGGGUCUCCUGAGUGGGAAGAAGAGGAGGAGGAGAUGGACCUUCGGGCUUUUAAGGAGCUAAGGCCUUUCUCGAACACGGAGCUGGGGCUGGUGGAUGCCCUGCAGUGCCUGGACCGCAGCGACUGGCAGAUGAAGGAGAAGGGCCUGGUGAGCAUCCAGCGCCUGGCGGCCUGUCACUCGGAGGUCCUCGCUGGGAGGCUGCACGACGUGUCCUUGGCCGUGACUGGAGAGGUCACCAACCUCCGCUCCAAGGUGUCCCACCUGGCCAUCAGCACCCUGGGAGAACUUUUCCUGGCCUUGAAGAAGAAUAUGGACCAGGAGUCUGAAGAGAUCGCCCGCUGCCUGCUCCAGAAGAUGGGGAACACCAGCAAGUUCAUCCAGAGGGCGGCCAGCCGGUCCCUGGGGGCCAUGGUGCAGCACGUGACCCCCACCCGCUCCCUGGUGGCCCUCAUCUCGGCGGGCAUCUACCACCGAAACCCCUUAGUCUGGAAGUGCACUGCCGAGCACCUCUCGGUCGUCCUGGAGCAGAUAGGCGCCGAGAGGCUUCUCUCAGGCACCAGAGAGAGCACAGACGUGCUGGUGCACCACCCGGUGAGGCUGGCCCAGGACUCCAACCAGGACACCAGGUUUUAUGGCCGGAAGAUGGUGAAUAUCUUAAUGUCAAACACAAGGUUUGAUGCAUUUCUGAAGCAGUCCCUCCCAUCCCACGACUUGCAGAAGGUCAUGACAGCUAUUAAACAGUGGGGAAUAGAAGAUGGUGAUGAACUUCCAUCUGCCAAAGGCCGCAAGGUGUCGAGGACUGUGGUGUGUGAGAAUGGGCUGCCCGGCGAGGAUGGGCUCAGCUCCAGUGGCCCGCAGCUGGCAGGGCUGCGCUCCUCCACGCGGGGUGGCUUGGAGAUGGCGGAGCAGCUGCGGGAGCUGACACGGCUGCUGGAGGCUGAGGAGUACCAGUCUCGGAUGGAAGGCGUGGGGCGGCUCCUUGAGCACUGCAAGGCCAAGCCAGAGCUCAUCACCGCCAACCUGGUCCGGGUCUUUGAUGCUUUCACCCUAAGGCUUCAGGAUUCCAACAAGAAAGUGAACCAGUGGGCGCUGGAGUCCCCCUCCAGGAUGAUGCCCCUCCUGAGAGAGAGCUUACAGCCCGUGCUGCUCUCCAUCAUCAUUGCUGUAGCAGACAACCUCAACUCCAAGAACUCAGGAAUUUACACUGCUGCGGCGACGGCGCUGGAUGCAGUGAUUGAGAGUCUGGACACCCUUGGCCUCCUACGAGCGUUUGCUGGGCGGGUGCGUUUCCUGAGUGGCCGCGCAGUGCUUGAUGUCACAGAACGUCUGUCCGUGUUGGUGGCCUCAGUUUACCCCCGAAAGCCCCAGGCCGUGGAGUGCCACGUACUUCCGGUCCUCUGGUACUUCUUGAAUAACAUGUUCGGGAACGGCAUCCUGCCCGGGCGCGGUGGGAGCGUCUGCACGGCCGUCUGCCGGCUGUGCAGGAGCCUCCAGGGGCAGAUGGGCUCCUGGCUGCAGGACUUGGCCGCCAGCCAGCCAAAGCAAGUCCUCAAAACGCUCCAGGAGCUCUUAGACCCGGAAUCCCUGUGAGACAGCCCCAAGGUCACUGACGGGGCGGGGGGGAGGGCACCUGACAGCAAGACAACUGGCAGCUCACGCCCCUUUCAUCUGGAUUAAAGACAGAUCUAGAAUGAGCAAUCGUUAUUUUUAUCUUAUUUUAUUUUUAUGAUGGAAUAAUCUCCUGGUCUACUUCCCCAUAGAGUUCCAGAUGUACAUAGUGUAUUUUGAGGUAGAAAUAAAAUAAUUACUUAUUUUUCUAAGGUUUUAUUAUCUUGUACUUUUUUACCCCCACAGAAUUUUCUAGUAGCUAGGUUUACGACAAAGAAAACAAAACAU